Messenger RNA from Gryllus bimaculatus (two-spotted cricket), 384 nucleotides. Lineage: Eukaryota; Metazoa; Arthropoda; Insecta; Orthoptera; Gryllidae. The record is from the annotation of a GenBank genome assembly.
AUGGAUGUUGAGGGCUUAUUUAUUGCACUCAUUGAUGCUGAAAGUUCAGCAGUGUUUAAAAGUGCAGAUCCUGUCGAAGGUGUUGUUGAGGAGCAGCAGGAGCUGCCCCCCCCCCCCCUGGCCCGGCCAGGGGCUGUGGCAGUAGGUACUCCGUUUGCACUUCAGUUUCUCAUUUCAAACUACAUUGCUGACAGAGACUCAACAUCAAUUCACAAAUAUAUAGAUACAAUAUCUCUAUCUGGUCCUGAUGAAAUGCUGGCAGAUCACUGGUCUCCAAGAGAUAUCUAUGCAGAGCAGAGAACCGUGAGGCUUCAGAGAGAACUGGGGAUGCAGCUUCACCGCGACAAUGGGCAGAGCUCUACACGAAUAUUCGUGGCUCCGUAA